GGUACUCUAACCGGAAUGGAAACAAUCUGUCAGGUAACAUAUCAGGCAGAAAAAUGCAUCUCCCCUACAGAACCGUCACUAAUUGAAAUUGAGCAGGAUGACGAUGCCUAUUUUAGAAAUGAAAACAACAAUGGGCGGAGUCCUUCUGAAAUUAUGCAGAUUCCUUACGAAACUAUGCACACUCCUUGUGAAACUAUACACACUCCUUAUGAAAUUAUGCAGAUUCCUUGUGAAACUAUGCAGACUCUUUAUGAAACUUUGCAGAUUCCUUGUGAAACUAUGCAAAGUUCUUGUGAAAGUAUGCAGACUCCUUGUGAAACUAUGCAGACUUCUUUUGAAAGUAUGCAGACUCCUUGUGAAACUAUGCAGACUUCUUUUGAAAGUAUGCAGACUCCUUGUGAAACUAUGCAGACUCCUUUUGAAAGUAUGCAUACUCCUUGUGAACCUGUACAGACUCCUUGUGAAACUAUGCAGAUUUCUUGUGAAAGUAUGCAGAAUCCUUGUGAACCUGUGCAGAUUUCUUGUGAAACUAUGCAGAUUUCUCAUGAAACCAACCAAAUUCCUUUUGAAAUUUUGCAGUUUCCUUUAGAAACUAUGCAGACUCCUUCUCAAACUACACAAAUUCCUUUUGAAACUAUAGAAGUUCCUUUUCAAACUACGCAAACUCCAUUAGAAACUACACAAAUUCUACCUAAACUCCCGAAUUCAUUAUUAGCCGAUGAAUAUUUAGUCAAUCAAUCAAAGUCACUGAAAAGGGCAUAUUGCGAAAGCUCUUAUAGAGAUGCAGAAGUCGUCCCUGAACUGGACACUAGUUUUGAGGAUAUUUCAACUUUGUAUACUGAGUAUCUUAACUCAGAGGAAUAUCAUGCAUUAAAAAGGUUUAAAACAUCAUAUGAUGUUGGACAUGGUGACACACAUCUUCUAUUUUCCAGCCAAGAAGCAAGUGAAGAGAAACAAGAAAGUAUAUUUCAAGAUGACUUAUGGGGAUGGGAGACAUCCUCAUGUGACUCUACAACAAAUAAACUUGUGGAGAUCAAUUACAGUGAAAUAUCUAGCUUUCCUUGCACUUAAAGGCCAUGGGAAGAUCAAUAUCAUCUAAGACCGAGCAACUUCAUAGGAUGCGAACUAUGAACUUCGUACCAUGAAUGGAUUAGUAGAGGAGAGUAUAUGUUAUUAAAAAUAAUUUGCUCUAUAAUAGCCAAUUUAUUAGAAAUUGCAUAACGAUAUUUAUGCAUUAAAAUUUAAGAGUAUGUAUCAUAGGAAAUCUAUUAGAAAGUAUUAGAAACUGCACGAUGAAGUCGUGUAUAUUUAAGAUAGUAGAUUGUGUAACUGGAAGUUUGUGUGGUUAUUUGUAGUUUCUGGAGAGAGUACUUUUUGUAGUGAACUUUUGUCUCUAGGAUACCAAGUGUAUUGGUGAAUCAAUUUAUUAUCUGUGAUUUUAGUAUUUAAUAA
Vigna unguiculata (cowpea) is the source of this 1452-nucleotide messenger RNA. RefSeq lists its product as uncharacterized. Gene Ontology annotation, molecular function: DNA binding. Gene Ontology annotation, biological process: regulation of DNA-templated transcription. The record is from RefSeq and is a predicted model, not a curated record. NCBI's taxonomy places the organism in Eukaryota, Viridiplantae, Streptophyta, Magnoliopsida, Fabales, Fabaceae.